Molecule: messenger RNA, 1843 nt
Organism: Odobenus rosmarus divergens (Pacific walrus)
Lineage: Eukaryota; Metazoa; Chordata; Mammalia; Carnivora; Odobenidae
Gene: SZRD1
Product: SUZ RNA binding domain containing 1
Exons: 3
Coding region: 28-429 (133 amino acids)
Source: RefSeq, a predicted model, not a curated record
GAGGGAAAGCGGCGAGUAAGAUGGAAGAUGAGGAGGUCGCUGAAAGCUGGGAGGAGGCGGCAGACAGCGGGCAGGAAAUCCAAAUCUCCUCCCAAAGUGCCCAUUGUGAUUCAGGACGAUAGCCUUCCCACGGGGCCCCCUCCACAGAUCCGCAUCCUCAAGAGGCCCACCAGCAAUGGUGUGGUCAGCAGCCCCAACUCCACCAGCAGGCCAGCCCUUCCUGUCAAGUCCCUAGCGCAGCGUGAGGCGGAGUACGCCGAGGCCCGGAAGCGGAUCCUGGGCAGCGCCAGCCCCGAGGAGGAACAAGAGAAACCCAUCCUCGACAGGCCAACCAGGAUCUCCCAACCUGAGGACAGCAGGCAGCCCAAUAAUGUGAUCAGACAGCCUUUGGGUCCAGAUGGGUCACAGGGCUUCAAACAGCGCAGAUAAAUGCGUGUGGGAAAGGAUGCCGCCGCUGCCGCCGCCGCCUCUUGGGUCGUCCGCCACGGGUCGCACUGCUGUGGCAGACAGCUGGACUUGAGCAGAGGGAACGACCUGACUUACUUGCACUGUGAUCCCCUUUGCUCCGCCCACUGUGACCUUGAACCCCAUGCACUGUGACCUCCCUCCUUCCCCCCCCUUCCCACUGUGAUUGGCACGUCUACAAGGGCUGUCCCAAGUCAAUGGAAAGGGAAAGGGUGGGGGUCAGGGGAGGGUUGGGGGGACCCACGAAGGACUCAGAGUAGAGAGUCAGACAGUGCCACUUGGCCACUUGGGGUAAAGCCAGUGCCAGCAAUAACAGUUUAUCAUGCUCAUUAAUUUGGGAUUUCAAAACACAGAUGAGAAUUCCCGUCCACCCACCUGCAAGUGCAUGUCUUCAUCACUUAAAAGCAAGUUCCAUUUGAAAAUAUCCUUUCUUUUUUUUUCUCCUUCCUAUUUUUGUUUGUUUAUACAAAUAUCUGAUUUGCAAGGAAAAGUGCAUGGGAGGGGUUUUAGCAGUUUAAUGAAUUUUUAAUUGAGAAAGGGUAGUUUGGUAGUCUACUUAAAAAUGUUUCUGGGAAAUUCACUAGGAACAUUAACCAAUAGGACUUUGGUGAGCUUAGCUUCUGUAUUCCUACUGCCGCCCAGAGAAGGGGCAGGGCUCCGCAGCCCCCCGGACAGAUGAGCACCCCAUGCCUAUACCUCCCUCCCUCAGCUGAGUCCCAGGGCAUCUAGGCCCUACGUGGAGACUGAGCUAGCUGUACGGGCUCAGAGAGCCUGGGGAGGGUGCCAACCCCACCUCUAGUAUUUUGGGAGAUAGGGAAAGUGAACAGACUUCCCCUUCCCAUACCCCUCAGGGUGGUUCCCUGCCAGCCAGGCUUGCUCCUUUUGGAAGAGAGCAGGGAGUGAGAUGCACUCCGGGCUCGGAAGUAAGGGAUGUGAGACUUGCUCAGUCUUGCUGAGACUUGCUGCUCCGAGGAGAGCCAGGAGAGAGUGGCUCCAGGACUCUGAGCCUCCUGCCCAGUGUGCUCAGAAGGUGGCUAGAUCUUCCCACUCCAGCAAUGCUUAAACUCUCAAGGGUCUGUGGAGCACCAUCUCUGUUGAUGGCACCAGCUUGGUAACCACGCCUGGUACAUUUCCUUUGUGAAAUCAUGACCCUGGGAGCUGACCAUUCAUUUGGGAAAAGGCAAGCUGUGCAUUGCAAAGAUUGGUGGUGACAGACUGGUUCCCCAUAGACCCAGGCUACCCUUCACCCAUUUUUCCAGAGCGAGGGCCUGGAAUGAAGGCAGUUUCCCCUCUGUCCCUAGAGCCUAGAGAUUUGCUUUGGCUCUUUAAGCUGGAAGAGGCUAAGGGCAACUGCGCAGAGCAGCUGUGUGUGUGUGUG